Aspergillus chevalieri is the source of this 549-nucleotide messenger RNA. RefSeq names its product hemerythrin domain-containing protein. NCBI's taxonomy places the organism in Eukaryota, Fungi, Ascomycota, Eurotiomycetes, Eurotiales, Aspergillaceae. The coding region runs from base 1 to 549 and encodes 182 amino acids. The transcript has 2 exons. The record is from RefSeq and is a predicted model, not a curated record.
AUGGAGUGGAAAAUGAAUGGGCCUACAGGAGCCGGCGAUCGCACACGGGAAGGCGAAUCGCUGCCUCCACUAUCGAUGAAAGACUUCCAAGUCUACAACCGCCUGUCCGUGCAAAUGGACCAGUUCCACAACCAUUUCCGCCUCGUUUGGAACGACCUCCAAAACGCCUGCGCCCCCAUUGGCAAACAAAAACACCCCCGCCAACUCAUCCUAACCGGCCUUGCCUUCUGCUCCCAACUCGACUUCCACCACUCCAUCGAAGAACAGCACGUCUUCCCCGUCCUCGCGAAGAAAAUGCCCGAGUUCCGCAAGGAAUUGGACCUCCUGCAACAGCAUAAGAAGAUCCAUGCCGGGCUCGUGGAGUUGGAGAGGUAUUUGGAGGAUUGUCGGACGGGGGAGGCGGAGCUUGAUAGGGCGGAGGUGAAGAGGUUGAUGGAUGCUUUUGGGGACGUGCUUUGGAAGCACCUUGAUGAGGAGGUGCAGACGUUGGGGGCGCAGAAUAUGAGGAGGUAUUGGACGUUGAAGGAGAUGCCGGGGUUGCAGAUGUGA